GGCCGGAGGUGCGGGUCCAGUUCCGUGUUUUGCAGCGGCCUCUCUCUGUGUGAGUGUGGCAGCGGCGCAGGGUGAAAGCGGUGGGAAACAGAAACACUAUGGCUGCCUCUCUGUCUCUUACUCAGCUCUCCAGUGGAAAUCCCAUUUAUGACAAAUACUAUCGACAGGUUGAUCCAACUGGCAGUGGGCGGGUGACGGCAGCAGAUGCAGCUCUGUUCCUGAAAAGGUCGGGCUUGGCUGACCUGGUCCUGGGGAAGAUCUGGGAUUUGGCAGACUCUGAACGUAAAGGCUCUCUGAGCAAACAGCAAUUCUUUGUAGCUUUGCGGUUGGUAGCCUGUGCUCAAAAUGGCCUGGAGGUGGCACUCAAGAGCCUUAAUGUGGCUGUUCCUCCCCCCAAAUUUCAUGACAAUAGCAGCCCGCAGUUAGCGGGAGGAGCGCCUGGUGACACACCCUGGGUUGUCAAGCCUGAAGAGAAGAUGAAGUUUGAUUCCAUCUUUGAGAGUCUAGGUCCAGCAGGUGGCAUCCUAACAGGAGACAAGGUUAAGCCUGUCCUGCUAAACUCCAAACUUCCAGUGGACAUCCUCGGCAGGGUAUGGGAGCUCAGUGACAUCGACAGAGAUGGCAUGUUGGACAAAGAUGAAUUUUCUGUGGCCAUGUAUUUGGUGUACAGAGCGUUGGAGGGGGAGCCUGUUCCCAUGUCCCUACCACCUCCCCUGGUUCCACCCUCCAAGAGGAAAAAACCCUUGGUGCCUCCUGUGAUGCCCCUGUUACCCUCGCCCCCCUCUGCCAAAGAAAGUCGCUCCUCCCACGCUGGCUCUAAGACCAUACCCCCCCCUCCUAAACCCACCCCAGCUCCUGUCCCAGCUCCUGUCCCAGCUCCUGUCCCAGCACCAGCACCAGCAGCUGCUUCUUGGGUGGUGUCUCCAGCAGACAAAGCCAAAUACGAUGAGCACUUCAACAAGACAGACGGGGACAUGGACGGGCUUGUGUCUGGACCUGAGGUCAGAGAUAUCUUUCUGAAGACUGGGCUGCCCUCCGCCACACUUGCACGUAUCUGGGAGGUUUGUGACAUUGGAGACAUCGGGAAACUGACUCGAGAGCAGUUUGCCCUGGCGCUCCAUCUCAUCAAUCAGAAGCUGACGAAGGGACUGGACCCUCCGCAGAGCCUGACCCCAGAGAUGAUCCCUCCCUCUGACAGACAAAACAUCAAACAGAACAACAUGCUUAACUUGGCAGCCGACUUCUCAGCCAUCAAGGAGCUUGACUCUCUCAGUAACGAGAUUGUUGAACUACAACGAGAGAAGUGCACUGUGGAAGAGGAGAUCAAGGAGAAAGAGGAGGCCAUCAGACAGCGCAGCACUGAAGUGCAGGACUUACAAGAAGAAGUGGGGAGGGAGAGUGAGGAGCUGCAGCGGCUCCAGUCUCAGCGUCAAAAGGUCCAAGAUACGUUGGACGAGCUGGACCAACAGAAGGGAUCCCUGGAGGAGCAGCUGGCUCACAUCCGCCAACAGACCACCCAGGAGACACAUCUGAUCACAUCGCUGCAGUCGGAGCAUGAGGAGCAGGAACAGAUGAUAUGUCAGUAUGAGGAGGAGCUUGUCCAGGCCCGAGAGGAGCUGCUUGCUCUGCAGGAGGAGAGUCGGAAGCUGCAGGAGAAAGUCCAGGCUGCACAGGAGCAGCUCACACCUCUCCAAGAGUCUGUGCGAGACUCAUUCAAACAAGUUGCACAGGUUCAACAGAAACUGAACAACCUUCAAGUGGAGGAAAGGUCAGUGACUGCCCAGCUCAGCUGGAAGAGAGCCCUGGAGGACAGCUCUCCUGUCAUGGUCAAUGGAUCAGCAGGUACUGCAGCAGAGCUGCACCAGGGGGACCCCUUCCAACAGGACCUCUUUCAGGAGGACCAGCCUAGAGAGCUGAAGUUCGAAGAACCAACUGCUUUCUUCAGUCCUCAGAAAGACCAUUCCGAUCAAAAAGAGAUAGACGCAAAUGAGAAUGAAGAAGAGGAGAUGCAGGACAAGGAAGAUGAAAAUCCAAUUAAUCCAGAGGAGGAAAAACCAAGAUCUGAUGCGUUGGAUGAUCUUUAUGCUAGUCUCGCCCCUUCUGAUAUGUACAAUAGUCUGUCAACCUUCCCCAAGCCUCUGAACACUGUCAGGGAAUUCGGUACCCACGAAGUUUCAACAGAUGUUGUAGAUGAUGAAGACAAAUCAUCUAAUGAGAGCUCACCAAAGCAGGUGGCAUCAUCAGAACAAGAGAACAAAGAGGAGCAAGCAGAGACGCCUGAAGUCACCACAACCACCACCACCUCCUCCUCGUUACCAGUAGGCCCCAUGCCACCACAGACCAGCCCACCAACCUUGCCUGAGAUGGACUUCUUUCAUUCAGACCCCUUUACUGACCAUGAUCCAUUUAAAGAUGAUCCAUUUGGAAAAGCAGAUGUUGCAGAUCCAUUUGGAGGGGAUCCAUUCAAAGGGACCGACCCCUUUGCUGCAGACACUUUCUUCACACAGACCUCCAGCGCCCCCUUCUCCUCAGAAGACCCUUUCUCAGCCCCAGUUGACCCGUUCUGUGCCACCACUGAUGCGCCAGAGCCAAACCUGUUUGCCGCCAAGCUGAACAAUGCAGCACCCGCUCCUGCAGCAGGCUCCGACCCCUUCACCUCCAAACCGACCAAUCUAGCGUCAGCAUCCAAGGGAACUUUCACCACCACAGAGAACAACAUGGCUGAGUCUGACCCGUUCGGUGGCAAAGUCAAUGCCACCACAGAGGCAGAUCCAUUUGGUUCUCAGGACGUAGAGACCGAUCCGUUCAGCUACUCGCCAGUCAGCUGUGAUCUGGCAGUGAAGGACACUGCAGCAGCCAAUGACCCUUUCGCUCCAGGUGGUACAACAGUGAGCUCCACCGUAGAUGCAGAUCCGUUUGCUGCUGUGUUUGGUAAUGAGUCGUUCGGAGGGGGCUUUGCAGAUUUCAGUGCCUUGACGAAGUCAAACGGGGGCGACCAGUUCGGCAUCAACAACAAGAACCUGUUCGAGGAAGACAGUCCGUCUGCCAGCCCCGACGUGCCCCCUGCUCUGCCCCCGAAAACGGGUACGCCAACGAGACCUCCCCCUCCACCUCCAGGUAAGAAAUCCUCCAUCUCCAGAACAGACUCCUCUGACUCCUUCCAUCGACGAGGGCACUUCCUCCCACAGCCUUCAGGGGACUUCUCCUCCUCUUCCUCCUCGCCCUCCCUGCCUGCCAAGGAUCCUUUAGCCGACCCCUUCGCCCCCUCCUCCCCUCCUCGUCACCACGUACGGGAAGCUGACCGAUUUGCCAGCUUUGACAAAUAUCCAACAGAGGAAGACAUGAUAGAGUGGGCAAAGCGCGAGAGCGAACGGGAGGAAAAGGAGCGACUUGCAAGGCUCACCCAGCAGGAACAAGAGGACCUGGAGCUCGCCAUCGCUCUCAGCAAGUCUGAACUCUCCUGAGAAGCUCCUCUCUUCCCUUCUCUCUUCCCUUCUUUCUUCCCUCCCUCCCUUUCCUCUCUCCUCCCUUCCCAUCCUCCUGGCCCGGCACGGCACGGCACAGCACAGCCUGGCCCAGCCCAGAAAGCACCAAAGCAAAAGUGGGGACUGUAUAGGACUGAUUCAGCAACACCCGCUGACCCCAUGAGGAGAGUUUCUUUCUGAAUGAAUCCAUCUCUGCAUCAUUCAGCAGCCUCAGCCUCCCCCCCCCCCCCCUCUCUCUCCCACUCCCCCCUUGAGACUGUUCACUGUGCACUGGCAUCGCAGUAUCCUGUCUCUCUCUCCAUCCUGUCGGCCUCUGUGGUUGUCGUCGGGAGGAGACGACCAAGGACAAGCGACGCGUGUGGAUGGUUUUAAAUGAAAUGCAGUGAAUAUUGUCAGGUGUUAGGAUCGUCACACUCUGUUGACCUCAUCACUCGGCGACAAAACGGCCACAUUAACUCUGCAGAAUGUAAUUUAUUUAAAGAUCAGACUGAAACAGCCUCGUCAAAAGACAUCUUUAUCCACUAAGUAAACUCACUACCCUUUAAUAACUCGCAGCGAUCUAUAGCCUCUCAAACUGUGUUGAGGAUUUCAAAUAUAAGUGAAUGGUGGACAUGACAAAAUGCUAAAUUUUGUGGUUGUGAAAUGGGAGGUUUUGGAGCAGCUGUAACACUCUUGGCAUUUAUCUUUAAUAACCUCCAGUGUGAGUAGAGUAACGAUGGCAGAGGGCCUGUUAGGUCUUCUUUUUUUUAUUAUUAUUAAUGACAACAUUUCUACGUGUUUAACUGGAAGUUAUUCAUCCUCUGAUAUGUGAAAAACAAAUUGAUACUAAAAAUACAAAUGAACAAAUCCAUUACAGCUCUUAUGUCUUUUGAAUGGAAGAAGUGCAAAGCUUUUGCCCUGCGUCUGUUCUGUCUGUGUUACAGGAAGUUUAUUUUCUGGGAGAAACUAAAGUUGGAGUGAAGUUUCAUCUAUUUCAUAUUAACUACAUGUUCAUUCAUUUUCAAGGCACACUACAACGAUGAAAUGCAUUUUUCAAAAACUGUUAUUAGGGGUCCUGAUGAAUGGUUUCCCUUUAUCAAGUUUGAAACUUUCAGCUCUGGACAUUAUCUAAAUAGCAGAGUUUGGACAUUAUCUAAAUAGCAGAGUUUGGACAUUAACAGAAAAAUGGGAAUGAUUUGUUUGGAAUAGAUUGGGUCAAUACUUCCUUCACCUGCUCCCUCUACUCUCACACUAAAUGAAUGGUGUUAAUAGCAGUGUUAAUCCUGAAUCAUCUGCACAGAGAACCAGCUGCAGGGUCAGGGGUCAGGGUCAGGCACAGAGCAGCCUCCCCAUGUCUUUACUCAAUGAAGGCCCAGCAGCGUGGAUGCUGGUUGAGUAGCUUGUGUAUCAAAAAUCUUCAAGUGGUAAAUCUCCAUGUUAGAAAUCUUGAUGUGCCUCUGCUGGUGUUUCUCUCAUGAGCAUGUUUCUACGGAUUAGUUUUCCAGGAAACGCUUCCUAUCUGAGAGGAAUCACAGCCUUACACAAAGUCAGUCAAAGUCUGUCUUUUGUUGUGGAGCACUUCUCUGUGUGUGUGUGUGUCAAUCUGGUGGAGCCGCGAUAUCCAUACACUGGACCAAUGGAGAAACACUUGGACAAACAUCUCUGUGAUACACCUAAAAUGACAUUUAUUUUAUGUGAUUUUCACUGUUUGGGAGGAGGCAGGGUUCAUGACUAAUACCGCGGCCAGCCACCAGAGGGCGACAAAGAUGUUUUGACAAUAGACUUUUGACAGUCUAUGGAUAAGAGCGCCAUAGCAGGUGGUCAGUCAGAGAUGCUACGUCCUCGUCUUCUUCCUCCUUUCCCUCAUCUUUCUGGUUAAAUUGAAUGUUUCUCCCAGAAAAUAAACCCUGUGACUUCACACUAAUCAUUAAACUGUGAGGGUUUCUGACAAGGGAAAGCUCGACUGAGCGCAUGAUGAUUUUGUUUCUUUUCUUUGCUUAUUUUUCGACCAAACAGAGCUUAACACUUUGAACAUCUCUUAAUUGUCUGUUUACUUUUUUUGUGAUCAGCAUCAUGUUGUUUCCUCUUAUUUGUGUGUAACCAGUUCAGUGUCUGGUUGAUGCAGCCCUGCGGCCUCUCAUAUUGGAAUCUACGUUUAUACAGGAGAACCAGAGCUGCCUCUCGUCUCUGCUUAUCGUAGCCUCGGCUUAACACAUCUGAUUGUUUAAUUCUCUCGCAUUUAAACACCUCCAGACACAUGACAGUCGUUUGUACAGGCUCCUUGAAUUUUACAAAUUAAGAACCACUGAUGUUUCUAGGCUGAUCCACAUUGUAUUUUAUUUUGUAUUUUCUAACGUGUAAUAAUAAUCAUUGGGAGUUUGACCAGAAUAUAUAAUGCAUUUAAUUGAAACAGAAUAAAUAUAAAAACAUAUA
Molecule: messenger RNA, 5897 nt
Organism: Platichthys flesus (European flounder)
Lineage: Eukaryota; Metazoa; Chordata; Actinopteri; Pleuronectiformes; Pleuronectidae
Gene: eps15
Product: epidermal growth factor receptor pathway substrate 15
Exons: 25
Coding region: 99-3464 (1121 amino acids)
Biological process (GO): endosomal transport; endocytosis
Cellular component (GO): plasma membrane; cytoplasm; clathrin coat of coated pit
Molecular function (GO): cadherin binding; calcium ion binding
Source: RefSeq, a predicted model, not a curated record